Molecule: messenger RNA, 2624 nt
Organism: Dictyostelium purpureum
Lineage: Eukaryota; Evosea; Eumycetozoa; Dictyosteliales; Dictyosteliaceae
Exons: 3
Coding region: 1-2526 (841 amino acids)
Biological process (GO): protein phosphorylation
Molecular function (GO): protein kinase activity; ATP binding; protein binding
Source: RefSeq, a predicted model, not a curated record
AUGAAUGAUAUUACUUUAAAAAAUAAUAAUUUAUUAGUAAUAUCAUUACUAUAUUUAAAAGAUUAUUUAAAAGAGAAUGAUCUUUAUGUAAUUUUAUCAUUAAAUAAAUCCUAUUAUAAUAGUUUCAAAAAUAUAUAUAAUAAUAACAACUACUAUAAUAACGGAGAUAGCUUUUAUAAAUCACUCUAUAACAACUAUUUAAAUUUAUAUUUAAAAAUUUUUAAAUCAUUAUCAAUUAAAACUAUAAAUAAUAAUAACUGGUGGGAAAUAGUGGUAUCAUCCAAUAACAAUAGUAGUAAUAAACAAAUACAAUCAAUAAAAGAAAAUUUUGAACAGUUUACACUUUUAAAAUCAAAUUUCAACACAAUAACAGAAAAAUAUAAUUUUCUAUUACAAUGCAAAUUCAAUUUACACCGUUAUUUAGAUAAUAAUGAAAGUUAUAUAUCAAUAGUAAGAAAUGAAAAGAUAUCAACUUUAGAAAGAGUAAUUUGUUUUUCAAUAAUAUUUCAACAAGAUCAAUUUUUAUAUUUCCUAAUAAAGAUAAUUGUAACCAUAUAUAAUAUAAAUGUAAAUAGUAAUAAUAAUAAUAAUAGCAAUAACUUUAAUAAUAACAAUAAUAUCAACACCAAUAAUUUAAACAGUAGUACAUCAAAUAGAAUAUCCAUCAAUCAAAAUAAUUUAUUAUUAUUACAGUUUAAUCAAUCAUUACCAACCUUAAAUGAAUUUUUAGUAUUAAAUAAAUGUAUAGAAUUUAAAUCAUUAAACUGGCUCAACAACCUAAAGAUCUAUCCAAUUUAUUUUACAAUUGCUAAAGGAAAUGUGAAUUUAUUGAAGUUUCUUUUAAAUAUUUUGAAUGGGAUUUACAGUAAUAUCAAUACUCUUAAACUACCCAACACCAAUAGAUCACCUCUAUUUUAUGCCACCACUAGAGAAAUGACAUUACUUUUAUUGCAACUGGGCUGUAAAAUCAACGAUGUAGAUUACAAAGGUAUGCUUCCAAUCCACUUUCACUCAUUAAAUGGCCAUAUAGAUGUAGUCAAGUGUCUCAUUGACGAUUCAACCAUCAAUGCUCAAGACUCAACACAAAACACUCCUUUACAUUUAUCUGCAUUAUGUGGUCAUUUAAGUUUAAUUAAAACACUUUUAAGCAACGGUGCUAGAAUCAACAUCGAAAACUCGCAAGGUCGUCUUCCAAUACAUAAUGCUUGUAUGAAUGCAGGUGGAAAUAGUGAAUUGAUAAAAUUUUUUAUUGACUUAUAUUCCAAAAUGACUGUUAGAACUGGCUUAAAAACUUCUGGCGGCUCUUUAAAUCAAGUUACUAUUUUAAUACCAGAUAAAGAAAAAAAUACACCUAUGGAUUUAUUAGUUUUAAACAAUCAUUUUUCAAACGCUAUAGAAUUAUUAAAAUAUGAAGGAUAUAUUUUAAAUAAAAAUGAAUUUAAUUUAAAAAAUGCAAGAAAAAUUGGAUCUGGUGCAUUUGGUGAUGUUUAUUUAUUAGAAUGGAGAAACAAGAAUGUUGCAAUUAAAAGAGUAAAAAUUGAAAAAAUUUUAGAAUCUGGUAAAACUUUUAAUUGGGUUAGAGAUAAAUUUAUUUUAGAAGUUGUAUUAAUGGUCAAACUAUCAAGCUUUUCAAAUUUUGUAAAACUAUAUGGUACUUGUAUCGAAGAUGAUGAAUUAUUAUUAAUAUUAGAAUAUUGCGAUAAUAGUAGUUUAUUUAAUAUUCUAAACACUAUUGGAAAUGAAAAUGUUGUACAAUCACUACCAGCAAUCAAUACACUAUCACUAAAUAUUGCAAAUGGAAUGAAUUAUUUACACAGUUUAAAACCACAAAUUAUUCACAGAGAUUUAACAAGCCAAAAUAUUUUAAUUGAUAAAAACGGCGUUGCAAAGAUUGCAGAUUUAGGUAUUUCCAGGUUCAAAAAUGAAUUGGGCGAUAAAACAAUGACUUCAAUUGGUAAUCCACGUUGGAGAGCUCCCGAGGUAACAAAAGGCCAAAAGUAUAGCGAAAAAGUCGAUGUCUUUGGAUUUGGUAUGAUUUUAUACGAGAUGUUUACUAGAAGAGUACCAUUCCACGAACACGAACAAGUUCAGGCUUCAUUUAAAAUUGCAAGUGGCGAACGUCCUACACUUCCUUCCUCUGUAGAUUCAAGAUGGAUCAAUCUAAUUCAGCUAUGUUGGGAUCAAAAUCCAAACAACAGACCUUCAUUCGCACAAAUUCUAGAUAUUAUCCAAAACUUACCAAUCGCUUUUAUUCCAAAGGUUUUAAAUUCUAUAGCCCAACCUACACUUGUUAAUCAAAAUAACGCUGUUUCUGCCAAGUUGUCAUUAUCUACAAGCGGUACUCUCUUUGGUGGUGAUUCUGACUAUACUGUUGGAACCUAUUCAAUCGGUUCUUAUGAUGUUGGUUAUGAUAACGAUGGUGAUAACUAUAGUGAAUCAAGUAAUAUAAAUAAUAGUAACAGUAAUAGCAAUAGCAAUAGCAAUAAUUUAAAUAAUAGUAGUAAUUAUGAUGAAAUGGAAGAAUAAUUAUAAAUAAUAACAAUACCAAUAACAGUAAUAACAAUAAUAAAAUUUUGUGUUAUAUUUAAUAUUACUCAGCAUGCUAGAUAAUAUUUAUAAAUUUU